AUGAAACCAAAUGACAGCCCAUGGUCUUUUGUAUCCACCUUCUUCAAUUUUCCAUGCAACCAAAACUUUGACGAUAGUGUAAAUGCCCUGGCUCUAACUUGCCUCAUCUGGCACUCCCAAGCAUCAGGGAACCCUGAUCGUUCCGGUUGCAAAAUCGAACAUUGUCCCAUUGUCAUAUCUGUAGUAUUAUGUGCGUUAGUAAAUCUCUGUAGCAGAGACGUUGACAAACGUGAAGCGCACCUUCAAUUCACCUCCGUAGAACCACUCGUUAUGGAUGAAUUGGAAAAAGUCGGCGCCGCUUAUGGUUCUGAGGCAAUCGAGGAGGAGCAGAGACUUCUUUAUCAAGCCUUGCAACUUGAUGCAGUGUACUGUCAACUCGCAUCACUUCACAACUUAUUAAGCGGACUAAAAGUCGUAGGGAAUUCCUUACAACUGACUGAUGCCAAUAAAAGCUCAUUGAUGCCCAGUUAUGAAAUCUUCCCAUCUUUAAAGGCGUCAGUUUUGAUUGCCCGACAUCUUAUGUGUCUAACUUCUCAAGCGCGGCUUAGGUCUGCGUCUCGUUUAUGGCUGAAGUCGUUUUUUUUGUCUCCACAAGUUCCUCAAGCAGUUGAGCGCCUUUGUAAUGUGGCCUCACUCUUCCCACAAUUUUUCAAUUUUGUCGCUGGUACGACUAUCUCUUGGAAAAACCCAGUUAUGGAGAGUGUUGAACUUCCCCCUGUUCUCAAUCUUCUCGAACGGAAAAUUCGAGUUGCUUCCUCACAGCCAGAGUGUGCUGAUCCAAGCAUUGCUCCUUCGUUGAAUGCCAAGUCCCAAGAGUUCUACCAAAUGAACAACCUUCCUUCGACCAAGUCGCCUAUCCCAUCUCCCCUGCAAAUACGUGAUACUGAAAACAUUUGUCAGUUGUCCACAAAGGAUUCCGACAAAAACAUCCGAGCCUUUCAGUUUGAGGGUCCAGCGCCAUCCAUUACGCUUGAUGAAAACACUAAUGUUGAGUCCUUACGAAUUCCAAGUGUUGCGAGUUACCCCGAUUACCAAAGUAAUAGCGCUACUCGUUGCUUCAGUGCUUUAGACGACGACACCUGUUCUGUUGCUUCGUCCUACCGUAGCAUUCCGCGACCGCCUCCCCCCGCAAAUGCCUUCAUGAAGAAAUCCAGAGGUGGAAAGCCGAGCCGUUAUGCAGCUCGCCUGGCUCAAAGAUACGGAAAUAAAAUAUGA
Mesocestoides corti is the source of this 1215-nucleotide messenger RNA. NCBI's taxonomy places the organism in Eukaryota, Metazoa, Platyhelminthes, Cestoda, Cyclophyllidea, Mesocestoididae. The record is from the annotation of a GenBank genome assembly.